Molecule: messenger RNA, 1910 nt
Organism: Coregonus clupeaformis (lake whitefish)
Lineage: Eukaryota; Metazoa; Chordata; Actinopteri; Salmoniformes; Salmonidae
Product: surfeit locus protein 4
Exons: 6
Coding region: 137-946 (269 amino acids)
Biological process (GO): Golgi organization
Cellular component (GO): membrane; endoplasmic reticulum; endoplasmic reticulum-Golgi intermediate compartment
Source: RefSeq, a predicted model, not a curated record
AUUGUGGGGCAGAGGCGGCCUUCUCUUCAUUGAGACCGGCAAGAAUUGCUGAAGUAAAUAUCGGAGGCAGAGGACUUCUACAUUAGCUAAUUAAUAUUCCCUUGACUUAUAGAACUAAGCCUCCGUUUCGUUAGACAUGGGGCAGGAGGAGCUCAUGAGUCGAGCCGAAGAUGUGGCGGACCAGUUCUUGCGGGUUACGAAGCAGUACCUGCCUCACCUGGCUCGGCUGUGUCUAAUCAGCACCUUCCUGGAGGACGGCAUCCGCAUGUGGUUCCAGUGGAACGAGCAGAGGGACUACAUUGAGGGGACGUGGGGCUGUGGCUACUUCCUGGCCACCUGCUUUGUGCUGCUUAACCUCACAGGACAGCUUGGUGGCUGUGUCCUUAUCCUCAGUAGAAAUUUUGUACAGUAUGCCUGCUUUGGAUUAUUUGGAAUCAUAGCUCUACAGACGGUUGCGUACAGUAUUUUAUGGGAUAUAAAAUUUCUGAUGAGGAACCUUGCUCUUGGCGGUGGACUCCUGCUAUUACUAGCGGAGUCACGUUCAGAAGGGAAGAGCAUGUUCGCUGGCGUCCCCUCGAUGGGGGAGAGCUCACCAAAGCAGUACAUGCAGCUGGGAGGGAGAGUCCUGUUGGUGCUCAUGUUCAUGACCUUGCUGCACUUUGACCCUAGCUUCUUCUCGAUCCUCCAGAACAUGGUGGGCACGGCUCUCAUCAUCCUGGUGGCCGUUGGCUUCAAGACCAAGCUGGCCGCCCUGACCCUGGUAAUAUGGCUGCUGGCCAUCAACGUCUACUUCAACGCCUUUUGGACGGUGCCCGCCUACAAGCCCAUGCACGAUUUCCUCAAGUACGACUUCUUCCAGACCACGUCCGUCAUCGGAGGGCUGCUGUUGGUCGUAGCACUGGGGCCCGGCGGGGUGUCCAUGGACGAGAAGAAGAAGGAGUGGUAGGGAGAGAGAGAUACACAAACACCUCUAACCCCAGGACACACAAGGACCCCCAGGGUACACGUCAUUAUUCUGACCAUCCACAGCAACCUCUCCCUCCACUAUUCUCUGUCUCGUCCUUUCUUUUCUUUUUUCACAUUUUGUUUUCCAGCUGCUGUUUUGUUUUUGAGGUCAAUAUGGUCGGUACUGAAUUAUUUUAUACACCUAUUUAUGUCCCCUUAUUUUGGUGCCAAGAAAAAGUCAGAUUUUGAUUAAACUGUGUCAAAGUGCAAAGUAACUCAUUCAUGAGUGAUGGGUGGAUAAAAAACAUAUCUUGGUUCUGUGUUGCAGAGGUAUGAAUAUCACAAUGUAUUUAUGGAUGUUACCAUAACCUUUCAGAAGAAGAAAAAAACAAUUUUUUGUGAACAAGCAAAAUGGUGAGUAGGUGUAUCAGUUUGGUUGCCAAUGAAGACGCUAAUCUUUCCCUGCUUGUGUUGGAUGUUGGACCAUCUGUGACUUGCUCAUUAUAUCAAUCCUGAGACCUCAGGUACUGAAUACGAUACGAUUCUCCCUCACUCUCUAGGUUGCCAUCUUCCCCGCUUUUCAGAAGCCCCAGGCCUCAUCCUUACACACAUCCAGUCCCAUGGCUGUGACUAAUGGAUUGUAUAUUGAGAUGAGUUGCGGGGGACGUGUGCAUUGUAUACUACUAUUCAAAAUGUUUGAUUUGAAGUUGUGCUUGAUUGAAUAUUGAAACAAUUGUUAGCACCAGAACUCUUUUUGGGCACUUUGUACUGUACAUCUAGGGCAAAUGCCUAACUAGUAACUGUAUUUUAACAGGGCAGUAGGGGGAGCUCGACAUUUAUGAAACGCCAUAUUCUACAAUCUAAAGAAGCAAGCAGAACUGGACAGAGUCUGCGAUCACCCUGACUUUUUCUUUGCUCAGUGUUUUUGCUCUAUACUGAAUAAGAAAAUAAAAAUCUUCAGAUUA